AUGAACAGUGUGUUCAUUCUAGUUUUGUCAAUCUGCUGUACUUACGGUCUAGCCUCUGAACAAGAAAUAACAACGUUUUACAAUGACAAUGAUUCUAUUGAUGCUGUCGGAGCACUUGCACAAAAAGUACAAGAGAAAAUCAAACCUAUUGCAAACCGACACAACAUGCAAGUUAAUGUUCUGAGACCUGCUCCAAACCCAAUUGUCGGUCCACUGUUAAGUUGGUCUGUCAUUUGCAAUGAAUAUUCAGAGAUAAUAAGAGAUUUCAAAAAUUUGGAACCGCCUUCAGGGAUGACAAAAUUACUCACACCGAAUUUAUUUAAAACACCGAUUGCAAAAAGGAUAAACGAAUGGUUAUCAAAAGUGCAUGAAGUGAAAAUGAAGCUUUCAGCAUUAAGAAACAACGAGGUUACCGAUGAUCAAUGAUGGAGUUUUGCGUCAUUAAACUGUUUAAAAUAAAUUGAUCCGUUUCA
Molecule: messenger RNA, 473 nt
Organism: Dicrocoelium dendriticum
Lineage: Eukaryota; Metazoa; Platyhelminthes; Trematoda; Plagiorchiida; Dicrocoeliidae
Source: the annotation of a GenBank genome assembly